ACCAGCAAACACGGCAGCGAUCGAGACUAGACUAUUAUUUUUUUAUUAUUAUUAUUACCUACCACUCGUAUAACUCGUUGUUGUAAUAAUAGGUUGUAACCAGUGUGUGUGUGUGUGUAAUAAAAUAUAAAUCCAGUGACGACAUCAAACUCCUCGGUGCACCGUGUGAAACCACUAGCAAUUCUGUUUUGUAGCAAAACUACAUUUAAUUACAAUUUUAUUAUUUAGUUUUUUCAAUUUUUUUGAUUAUUAUUAUUUAGUUUUUAAAAUUGUUCGUUUUUACUCGAUUAAUUGUUGUAUUGUGUGUUUUGUUCUAGUUCUAGGCCGGACAACGACGACGAACGAUUGCCAAGUUGACAGUUUUGGCAAAUUCAUAUCCGUGUCCUCUCUCGUUUUUUUAUUUUAAAUAUAAUUUCGUAUAAUCCACGCAGGCUUGUAUAUACAUACAUACAUAUAUAUAGUUCACACAGCAUUUUCCAAAUUUAAUAUUGAUUUAGCACGCUGUCGAGAUAUAAUAACAAUAUAUCUCGAACACAUAUUUUGCGCACACACGUUUUCAUAAGCAUAUCAUCAUCACCGCCGCCAUAUCGUCUUCAGAAUUAACACACUCACAGAGAUUGUCGUUUUUUAGCUUUAUUAUUUUUGUUUGUUAUUUAAAGUUUUCCUUGUCUACAUGCGGUCCGUCUUGUCGCCGGACCGUUUCGCGGACGUUAAAGUCUGCGCAAUUUUUUCGAAUAUUUUAUAAUUUUUUUUUAAAAUUUUUUUUCUAUCUAGUACUUCUCUAGGUCCUUUGGUUCCUCCCGGGCGAACCAUGAACGGACACGGGGACGACGAGACCGCCGAGUACCGCAGACACAGGACCUGGUACGACCAGUGGGUCCGGGAGGCUUACACGGCGCCGGGGUGCAGGGCCAAGACGGUGUGCGCGGCCAAGUACGAGAGGAUCGUCCGGGCGGUCAGGGGCCAAUUGCGGCGGGCGGCGGACUCUUCGAAAUUCCGAUUUUGGGUCAGGUCCAAGGGUUUCCGGAUGGGAAGACCGGCGAUGGAGUUGCACAGGAACGACGGUGUGGUGGACGCGGAAAGGCUGUACGUGGUGGACACGAGGAAGAGCGGCGGCGCCCACGGCAAGAACAAGAAAACCGGCAAACAAAAGCAGCAUGUACACGACGACGCAGACCUGGACUUGUUGGACUCAGACUCGGCCGAAGACGACAUGGUCGUGCCGGCGGCGAACACUUCGGCGGUUGUCUACAAAAAGGUGGCUGUGGUCGAAGAAUUCUUUGACAUCAUAUACAGGGUGCACGUGAACAGAAACGGCGACGGUCAACGACGGCAUUCGGGCCAGAAGCGCACACAUCGCGCGAUUAUGGAAACGUACGCGUUCCUGCCCAGAGAGGCGGUCACCAAGUUCCUCAUGGGUUGCCGGCAGUGUGGCACCAGCUGCGCUCAACCUCAAUUGCCAACUCAUCCAACUCCGCCGGAUCAACUGCAACAACGGCUGCUGCUGGUGUCGCCCCAGACCACCGUACCGUCGCAACGACAGUCGGCCGAAUGGUCGUACGACCCGUCGAGUUUCACUUGUUCCACUCCGGUCAAACGUGACGCGGACGUGGACAAGGAGAACCUUGACAACUGCAACGUCGCCGUGACCACCGGUGCCGCCACUAACAAGCACAAACGCAAAAGCACCGCGCCCACCAAAAGGACCCCGACCGACUCUAGCAAGAGCAGCGCCGGCGACAGCUGCACCCAGCAAUCGUCGGCCACCGACCGCAGUGGGGGCUCCAGUAGACUCAGCGGGUUGACCGACGUGAGCAGCAUCAUCGCGGCCACGGCCGCGGCCGGCUCGCAGCCUUUGGACCUGUCCAACCACCACCAGCGUUCCCAAUCGGAGACGGAGGCGGCUCCGUCGGGCGGGGAAGGCGGCCUGGAGGGCUGGAGGGUGAACUUUUUCCGUCCCAGGCGGGUCAGGCGCAAGCGGGUGUUGUUGAAGAGGUUGCGGAGGAGGUGUGCGUCGAGGAGGCGAACGGACGGGAGCCGAGAUUCGAGUAGUACGGACAGUGAGCACGAGGAGGGGGAGAUGGAAGUGGAGGUGGAGGAAUGCCUGGGAGAACCGCCCGAAAAGAAAAUUAAAUCCGGAGAGUUAACGGACAAGCAGCUACGGACGGAGACCAACUCUUUGAACAACAACUAUUACGAUUACUGCGAGUGGUACGGCGGUGGUGGUCGGGGCGGCGGCGGCGCGGCGGAAGCGGCGGCGGCGUCGAGGACGGAGGGAGAAGCAGACGAAGAGGAGGAGGAAGCGGAGGAGGAGGAGGAGGAGACGCAAAACGGAUUGCAACGGCGACCCGGCGCGAUGGAUAAAGGAACGGCAGCAGCAGCUUUGUUACACCACAGGAGAAUGAACGGCGGCGGCGGCGGUGGUGGAGAUCUUCACCACAACCAACACCAUCGGCCCCAACCGCACCACCGGAGCGCACCCAACGGUAACGGCACGGGAUUGCUAUCGCCAUCGAACUUGUCUUUGAACCACAUGUCACCGACACAGCCGACACCGCCUCACCACUUCCAUCGCCACUGGCUGGACAGCGUCAGCAGUGCCGGUGCCGCCGGCACGCCGACCGGCCUGCCGGCCGGUAUGAUGAUGCCGCUCGGCAUGGGCGGCGAAUCGGCAUUGGACAUGGACAACGCCGUGGCGGCCGCGUAUAACCGUUUGUUGGCCGACUUGCACCGCACCAGCAGCCACGGGCUGGUGGCCGGCAGCCAUCCGGCGACGGCGGCGGCGGCCGCUCUCCUGUUCAACAACCCCGCCGCCACUUCACCCCCUCUGCCGUUGCCGCCGCAGCAUCACCAACACCAGUUGACUCACCAUCAGAUACAGCAACACAUUCAGCAUUACGCGGCGGCCGCCGCCGCAGCAGCCGCCGCCGCCGCUUCGGCGGCACCCAACGCGUCUCUGGCGGACGCGCUGGUCGGCUCGUCACCGCCGCCGCCGCUUCCGGUGGCGCCGCUCUGUCGACUGCCGUCUCCUACUGUGACCAAGUCGAGAAACGACAACAGCGGCGAAGAUAAAGCCGAAAACUUGGUCGUCGACAACCGUCAAUACAACAACGCGGCUUUGCUGGUCGAACAACAAUUGAACGUGUCGACGGAACAACAGCGUCGUGCCACACCGUCGCCAAUCACCACCAACGGCGGUGGCGGCGGCACCGCGUCGUUGGCCGCAUCUUCUGCGUUGGACUUGCAACAGAAGCAAAACUACGAAGCCGGAAUAGGAGCGGUGGACAAGUCGCCCAGGUCAGCCGGUCCGGGUCAACAACAGCAGCAACGGGACAACGAACCGACCACGACGACCAACGUUUCCGGCGGCGGCGGCGAACACGGUCAAAUGGACACGAUGGACAACGCGGACGACGACGACGACGAGGACGACGCCAACGUGACGACCGGCACCAACGAGAGCCACCAGGACAACAGCGGAGACGACGACGACACGGACGACGUGGAAACAAUGGUGAACAUGCACAACCAAGGCCAAAACCAAAACGCCGCCAACAACCAUUCGGCCACGCCAAUCGAUCCGGAACGUUUGAAGGCGUUCAACAUGUUCGUCCGGUUGUUUGUCGACGAAAACUUGGACAGGAUCGUGCCCAUAUCGAAACAGCCCAGGGACAAAAUCCAGGCCAUUAUGGACUCGUGCGCCCGUCAGUUUCCGGAAUUCGCCGAGAGGUCCCGCAAGCGCAUACGAACCUACUUGAAAUCGUGCCGUCGCAACAAGAGGAGCAUGGGCCAACCAGGCGUAGUGACCACUUCGUCCGGAGAGUCACCCAUAUCCAGUUCGUCGGCCACCAGCUGCUGGUCGUCCGCCACGGCCGUAGACAACCAACAGACCGCAACGGCUCCAACACCGCGGCCUACUCCGGCACAUCUGACCAGCGUACAAGCCGAAACCAUAUUGGCUCGGGCAUGCUCGAACGAGUCGCAAAAUGCCAAGCGCAUGCGUCUCGGCCUGGAACCGUUGGCGCAGCCUUAUCCCGUGUCCGGCAUUGGCCAUCCAAUGGUCGACCAUGGCCGCGGCACCGUGGAUUCGGGUUCCGGUUCCGGCGACGACGACGACCAAAGCGGAAACGGAGCUGCCGGAGAAGACGAUCAGCCGGUGAAAAUGGAAACCACCGAUUCGGCUGAAAACGACAAACAGGCGUCGCCGCCGCCCUCGUCCAUGGCGGUUACAGGUUUCGGGUCUCCCACGGCCAAGCCCGGGUUGGAAGUCAACGGUCAACCGAUGAGCAUCGACGGAGAUUGCGCGCCAGCCGAGAGACAAAAGCUGAAGGCUCGCCGGCACUAUCGCGGUGGCUCGCCAUUCUCGCCGAUCAACGGACCCACCGACUUGAGUAUCAAGACAAUGAUGGAAACUCCUUCGGGCAUGCCGGCUCUGCUACAGCCUCAGCCGUUGCCGCUGCAGCAACACCACCAAGCGCCCGUUCCCAGCAGCUGCACGGCCAGGAUGCUGCUGACAACCUCGCCGCCUUCCACCAUACCCACCAUGGCGGCGCUCCAGCAACAGCACCUGCUGGCCGGCACCGGCAGCGCCCUGGGCUUGUUGACCGCCCCGCCGGCGCCCACGGCCGUGCCCACGCCGACCAUCCAGCCGCACAUCAAGACCGCCGCCGGAACCCACAGCCAAUCGCAGCUGUCGCAAAAGCUCAACGCCGCCGACAUGAUGACCGUCCGGCAGCUGAUCGCCGGAUACAGGGAGUCGGCCGCUUUCCUGUUGCGGUCGGCCGACGAGCUGGAACAAUUGCUUUUCCUGCACUAGAGUUAGACAAUACAACAUGCACACACACACACACUAAGCGUUUCCCGGUAAAAAAAAAAAAAAAAAAAAAUGUUUUCAAAAAAUUGGGUCCAUCUUCAAUUACUUUUACAAUAGUCCAGUACGGUAUACAAUUAUUACACAAUUCAUCAUUUUAUUACGAUUACUAUUAUUAUUAUUCUACGUCGGCUGUAUAACGUAUUGUACUUUAAAUGUAAUGUAUACAAAAGAAGUUUUUAAUUCAAAACAUAACUGUAACAAUUAUUACUAUUAUUAUUAUUAUUAUCACUACUAUUAGAACAAA
Messenger RNA from Adelges cooleyi (spruce gall adelgid), 5117 nucleotides. RefSeq lists its product as uncharacterized. Lineage: Eukaryota; Metazoa; Arthropoda; Insecta; Hemiptera; Adelgidae. The transcript has 10 exons. The coding region runs from base 812 to 4816 and encodes 1334 amino acids. The record is from RefSeq and is a predicted model, not a curated record.